Messenger RNA from Salvia splendens (bonfire salvia), 1619 nucleotides. RefSeq names its product release factor glutamine methyltransferase. The record is from RefSeq and is a predicted model, not a curated record. Gene Ontology annotation, molecular function: protein methyltransferase activity; nucleic acid binding. NCBI's taxonomy places the organism in Eukaryota, Viridiplantae, Streptophyta, Magnoliopsida, Lamiales, Lamiaceae. The coding region runs from base 233 to 1294 and encodes 353 amino acids. Gene Ontology annotation, biological process: protein methylation. The transcript has 3 exons.
CAGAUACAAUUUUGGCAUCAUGAAUACUGAUCAACGAUAAUUUAGAUAUUUAAAACUAACUAAAUUAAAAUAAUUUUAAGCUAUUUAAAUAAUUCUAACCACGUACCAAACGAAAACCCUAACCAAUCAAUUCAUCCAAUGUUUGUAUGAAUGAGCGAGAGGGCUGGGCCGGCCCAAACAAAUAAGAAAAGGCAAUGGGCUAAAGCGAAGAGAGUUGGGUUUAGCUGAAGCGAUGAAGUCCAGUCGCGCCUCUCUCUCCUCCAUACUCCAACCCGUCUUCUCGCUCCGGCGACCCGCCUUCUGCUCCGCCGCGGCCGCGCCACCCAAGCCCCGGACCCCCCUCCACCUCCGCCCCCCUGCCUUCCGCGCCACUCUAUCAGACCUCAAUCGAUGGCACGCGUGGGCCAAAACCCAGGCCUCCUCCGUGGGCUCCACAUUCUCCGCCCUCGACGGCGGCCCGGACUCCUCCCUCCUCCUCCGCGAGCUCAAUUGGCUGGUCGAGGACGCCGUCGAGCACCCCGCCCUACUCUCGACGGAAAGCAAUGCCGCGGCGGAGGUAGCAAUUAGGGCACAAUUGGAGGAAAUGUACGAGCUGUGGAGGCAGAGGAUCGAGGAGAGGCGGCCGUUUCAGUACGUGGUCGGGUGCGAGCACUGGCGCGAUCUCGUUCUCAGCGUCGAGGAAGGCGUUCUCAUCCCCCGCCCCGAGACUGAGACCAUCGUCGAUCUCGUCGACCGCGCCGUGAAGUCCGAUUCCGAAUUGGGGGAGGGUUUGUGGGCGGAUUUGGGGACAGGCAGCGGCGCGCUCGCAAUUGCGGUGGCUAGGGUUUUGGGCGGCGGAGGGAGGGUUUUGGCGGUGGAUCUGAGCCCCGUGGCUGCCGCCGUGGCGCGGUACAAUGUGGAGAGAUACUGCCUUCAGGGGAGAGUGAGUGUGAGAUUGGGAUCGUGGUUUGAUCCUCUCAAGGAUGUGGAAGGGGAAUUGGAUGGAGUGGUUAGCAAUCCGCCAUAUAUUCCCAGCAAAGACAUUCAUUCUCUGCAAGCAGAGGUCUCUAGACACGAACCGGUACUUGCUCUUGACGGUGGAGCUGAUGGAAUGGAUGACCUUUUCCACCUCUGCAAUGGAGCAGCUUCCAUGCUCAAACCUCGUGGAUUUUUCUCAUUUGAGACAAAUGGUGAGAGGCAGAGCAAACUUCUUGUGGAGUACUUGCAAAAUGAGAUGAAAGGAAGCUUCUGCAGAUUAGAGAUUGUAUCUGAUUUUGCUGGAAUCCAAAGAUUUGUCACCGGAUAUAAAGCUUAGGAGUUGGAGGGAAGGAACAGGACACCCGGGAUUAGAACGGUAGUCGACAGCUUCACCAAAUAAUAGAGCUUAAGAGCCCGGCUGCAGAGUUGCAAAGAUAGAGAGGAUAGACUAGGGACAAGAAGUUUGGACUUCAUUCAUUGAUUCAUUUAGCGUAGAAGAGUAUUACAUUGCUAUUUAUAGAGGAAUAUUGAUAGCUAUCCAACCUAGAUCAGAUUAACCACCUCCCUAACUAACUAAAUAACUACUCUUCUAACUGCAGCUGGUAGCUUUUCAAUAGCUAAUUACCUGCACUCUUCAUUUACAUGUAUCAUUUUUCUUUCAA